Girardinichthys multiradiatus is the source of this 611-nucleotide messenger RNA. RefSeq lists its product as uncharacterized. The coding region runs from base 109 to 387 and encodes 92 amino acids. The record is from RefSeq and is a predicted model, not a curated record. Gene Ontology annotation, molecular function: protein binding. The transcript has 2 exons. Lineage: Eukaryota; Metazoa; Chordata; Actinopteri; Cyprinodontiformes; Goodeidae.
AAAGUAAAAAACUUAUGGUGCCCUAACUGACGUCAUAUCCUCCUGCUGUUUUUGCCCGUAUUUCAUUUAGCUGAAGGAAGAGAGAGGAGCGCAGCAGACGGCUGGAAAAUGGGAAAAAUCUACCAGGUCGUGGUUCAUGGGGUGAGAGGGGAGAAGAUUUUGAUCGACCUCUGCAACACCGAGGAGCAGAUGAAGAAAAUGACGGUGCUGCAGCUGAAGGAAAAGAUCGCUGAGAGGCUCCCUCAGACCGCAGGAGAGGACAACCUGCGGCUGAUCUUUGCGGACAAACAGCUGGAAGGAGACAAUUCGCUGCUGUCUGAGUAUGGAAUCCAGCAGAUGUCCGUCAUCCACCUGGUGAUCAAGGUCCCUGGAGGACUGACAGCGUAACUGAGACCAUCGGGGCCUUCUUGUUUAACUGCCGUUGCUGCUGCCACCGACUGCAGGGGAUCCUGUUAACUCCUGACUCUUGUUUACAAAUAAGAAAGCUUCAAUGAUCCACAAAGAAUAUUGAUAAUGUUUUGUGUGUGUUAAAUGGUAAUACCCUCUCUUAUUCAUACGUUUUCAAUUAAAGUUUCGAUUGUUGCUUAAAAUAAAGCUAAACAUAAGCAUUG